GCUUCAUCAGUUUCUAGCUUCUACUCUCUUAGAAGCUUUAAUUUCAAAUUAACAACAAUGGAAGACGUGUAUUAUUCGGCAUUGAUUUGCCAACAGAGAGAUGAAGAAUUGAGGCAGAAGCUUGAGGAUGCAAAACAUGAAAUUGAAAUCUUGAAGAAUGUGAAGUUGGAACUCUUGAAUAUGUUGAACAUGGCAUACCAAGAGAGGGAUGAAGCAAAGUUUCAACUACAGAAAGUAAUUAACAAUUUCAUGCCAUUUGAUGCCAACAAUAACAAUUAUUCUUAUUCAAGCAUCACAGAAUCCAAGAGUGUGUCACAUGAUUCACUAGAUUCUCCUUUCUUUGACACUGUAUCUUCUCCUGAAUUCUCAAACAUCAACAAUGUAGUUGUUGAUUCUUCCAACAACAACAACAACAUGGGGCAUUAUCUAUAUCAGAACAUGGUUCAAGUUCAAGACAGGAAUUUCUCAAAACAUGAUCCUGCUGCUGAGAUUAUUGAUUUUCUUGCCAAAGGUAGAGUCUUGCCUCAAAAGGGUAAGCUCCUUGAAGCUGUGCAAGAAUCUGGUCCAUUGCUUCAUACCCUUCUCCUUGCAGGGCCACUUCCUAAUUGGAGAAACCCUCCACCAUUGCAACAAAUCAAUGUUCCACACUUAACCAUCAAUGAGGAUUAUUCUGUCAAUUCUAAUUCCUUUGUAGAACAUGGGAAUUCUUUAUUGCUGCAGCCAAAGCUCCUUCCAUCAUCACAAUCCUUAGUGUGUUCUUCGAAUCCUCUAUCGGCGUGUUCGGCUUUUAUGCUCAACUUUGAUGGCACUGCUGGAUCAUCAUCAUCAUCAUGGAACAAUGCACGGCAAUUGAGUUCAUCAAGUCCUAGUGUUAGGUUCCAAAUUCCUUCAAGGAAAAGGCAAAGGCAUCAAUGAGCUUAAUUAAUUUCUAUUUUUGAGAGUUUCAUUCCCAGAGUCCUAAUUUUUCCACUAUGUAAAUGAAGUUAACAGCAAUCAAUGUAAAUGUCAUAUCUUGCAUUUGAUUAUUGGCAAUAGAUUUUGG
Molecule: messenger RNA, 1042 nt
Organism: Arachis duranensis
Lineage: Eukaryota; Viridiplantae; Streptophyta; Magnoliopsida; Fabales; Fabaceae
Exons: 2
Coding region: 58-915 (285 amino acids)
Source: RefSeq, a predicted model, not a curated record